CCAAUUUGAAAAUUUGAAUUCAUCCUUUUUUCCAAAUAUAAAAAACAAAUAAAAAAUAGACAAUUACACCGUCGUCCUCAUUACUCACCCGUCACCAGUUAUUUGCCAUCGACUUCCUUCAACUCUUCUUCUCAUUUCUCUCUCCUCUGCAACCAUUCUUAACGCCGUCACCCCUUAAUUUUCACUAAAUUUCCCAAAACAAAUUAAAAAUUUUAAAAAUAAAAUACUUCCUUUUUUGUUAUUGACAUAACCAUGUCCAUGUGCAAUUUCUGACAAUUCCUUCUUCCUUUUCUCUCUCAUUGAUUGAUUCUUCCUCAUUCCUUCAAUUUCAAGUCUUCAAUCUUUAAUUUCCGAAUUCCAAUUAACCAUUGGAGUACUUUUUAGUGUUUGAUUUUGAUUUUGAUUUUGCAAUCCAUUUUGUUUGAGGUAAAGGACUUCAAAAACGGCGUCGUAAAGUAGAUGUCGUCGAGAGCACGGAGUAGUUCACCGUUUAGUUACCGGAGAACUUCUAGCCCGUACUCUUCUUCUUCCUCUACGUCGUCGUUUAUCAAUAAUACCAAUACUACUGCCCGGUUUAUUCCCCGGUCUAAUAGCUCUUCUUCUUCAUCAUUUCACGGUUCGACCGCUGGUAACUCUGGUAUUAAUAAUAUUAAUUUUGGUUCAAGAUCUAUGACGCCGAACCGGAGUUAUGGCGGUCUGUCACCUGUCGGCUACUCACCGUCAGAUGAGCUUCUUGCUGAGCCACUCGAAUCUUCUAGAUCUACCGCUGAUAGUAUAUCCGUCACAGUUCGGUUUCGGCCUAUGAGCGAGAGGGAAUAUCAAAGAGGAGAUGAGGUUUCUUGGUAUCCAGAUGGUGAGAAGAUUGUUCGAAGCGAGUACAGUCCAGCUACUUUUUAUGCAUUUGAUAAGGUUUUUGGGCCGAAUUCAAAUACAGAGGAAGUUUAUGAUGUUGCUGCUCGGCCUGUUGUUAAAGCUGCAAUGGAGGGGAUUAAUGGUACUGUGUUUGCUUAUGGUGUUACAAGCAGUGGAAAGACUCAUACGAUGCAUGGUGAUCAAAAUUGUCCUGGUAUCAUACCGCUUGCCAUCAGAGAUGUCUUCAGCAUCAUACAGGAAACUCCAGGACGAGAGUUCUUGCUUCGUGUUUCUUACCUUGAAAUCUAUAAUGAGGUCAUAAAUGACUUGCUCGAUCCUACGGGUCAGAAUCUGCGUGUCAGAGAAGAUGCCCAGGGAACUUAUGUAGAAGGCAUCAAGGAAGAAGUGGUUUUGUCUCCUGGGCAUGCACUCUCUUUUAUUGCAGCUGGGGAAGAGCAUCGCCAUGUUGGUUCUAACAAUUUUAACCUGUUCAGUAGUAGAAGCCACACCAUAUUCUCACUGAUGGUAGAGAGUAGUGCCCAUGGAGAUGAAUAUGAUGGAGUGAUAUUCUCUCAGCUGAAUUUGAUCGACUUAGCUGGAUCCGAGAGCUCUAAAACGGAGACAACAGGAUUAAGAAGAAAGGAAGGAUCAUAUAUCAAUAAAAGUCUUUUGACUCUUGGAACUGUCAUUGGAAAACUUAGUGAGGGGAAAGCGUCUCAUAUUCCUUACAGAGACUCCAAGCUUACUCGUCUGCUACAAUCCUCGCUUAGCGGCCGUGGACAUGUUUCGCUUAUAUGCACAGUUACCCCCGCAUCUAGUAGUAUGGAGGAAACUCACAACACGCUGAAAUUUGCUAGCCGUGCCAAACGUGUGGAGAUCUUUGCUUCACGUAAUAAGAUCAUCGAUGAGAAGUCUUUGAUUAAAAAGUAUCAGCGAGAAAUUUCAACUCUCAAGCAAGAACUUGAUCAGCUUAGGAGUGGAAUGCUUGUUGGAGUUAGCCAUCAGGAAAUUUUGACUUUAAAACAAAAGUUGGAAGAAGGCCAAGUUAAAAUGCAGUCGAGAUUAGAAGAGGAGGAAGAAGAAAAGGCUGCUCUUAUGAGUAGAAUACAGAGGUUGACUAAACUGAUACUUGUUUCAUCUAAGAAUAGUAUUCCUGCAUAUAUGGGUGAUAUUGGUCACCAGAGGAGUCUUUCUGAUGAUAAAUCAGAGCUUGGGGACACUGAAAAUAAUAAGGAUUCUCCAUCUGCUUUAUCAGACCCUUCUGCCGCUGAUUACAAACACAAAAGAUCCUCCAGCAAAUGGAAUGAUGAAUUUUCUGGAGCUGGCAGCUUACUCACAGAUUCUAACCAAGAUGAUAUAACUCCAUCUGAUGAGAUGGACCUUCUUGUGGAACAAGUGAAAAUGCUUGCUGGUGAAAUUGCUUUCAGUACAAGCACCCUUAAACGCUUGGUUGAGCAAUCUGCAAAUGAUCCGGAUGCCUUUCAAAGUCAAAUACAUAAUUUGGAAUGUGAAAUCCAAGAAAAGAGGAAGCAGAUGAGGCUGUUGGAACAGCGCAUUAUUCAGUGUGGUGAGGCUUCAGUGACUAGCGCAUCGUUGCUGGAUAUGCAGCAGACUGUUACAAGAUUGAAAACUGAAUGUAGCCAAAAGGGAUUUGAAUUAGAGAUCAAAGCAGCAGAUAAUCGGAUCCUUCAGGAACAACUUCAAAAUAAGUGCGCCGAGAAUAAAGAACUACAGGAGAGAAUAAUUGCCCUGGAGAAGCAGAUGUCUUCAAUGGGUGGUAAUCUCUCAUCAACUUUUGAACAGGGCAAAAAUGAUGAGUAUACCCAAGAGUUGAAAAAGAAAGUUCAGUCACAGGAGGUUGAAAAUGAGAAACUGAAGCUUGAACAUGUUCAGUUACUUGAAGAAAAUAGUGGAUUGUGUGUGCAGAAUCAAAAAUUAUCGGAGGAAGCUUCUUAUGCAAAGGAACUAGCAUCUGCUGCUGCCGUUGAGCUGAAAAAUUUGGCUGCUGAAGUAACUAAACUUUCACUGCAAAAUGCAAAAUUGGAAAAGGAGUUGCAGGCUACUCGUGAAUUCAGUCACUCCAGAAGCUCUCAAAUUUCCAACGGAGGCAGUCGUAAAUACGGUGAUGGAAUGAAGGGUGGAAGAAAAGGUCGAUACUCUAAUCGGGCUAAUGAUGUUUCAGGAGGUUUCUAUAAUGACUUUGACUCAUAUAAUUUGGAUCUAGAAGAUUUAAAGAUGGAACUACAAGCUCGGAAGCAGAGGGAGGCAGCUCUAGAAGCUGCUUUGGCUGAAAAAGAAUUUGUAGAAGAGGAAUGCCGGACAAAGAUUGAAGAGGCAAAGAGAAGGGAGGCCUCACUUGAAAACGAUUUAGCAAAUAUGUGGGUGCUUGUUGCAAAACUGAAAAAGGAAGUAGCAGCUGUUUCCGAGUCUAUAGGUGAUGAGAGACUUAGUAAUGGAAAUAUUACAAAUGAACAAAAAACUAUUGAAGUGGAUAGAAGUGACUUCAAUGAAACUCAAUCUACACCAGAUGCUCCCCGUGAAGAGCCUUUAGUUGCUCGCUUAAAAGCAAGAAUGCAAGAGAUGAAGGAGAAAGAGAAGUGUUUGGGCAAUGGAGAAAUGAAUUCUCAUCUUUGCAAAGUUUGUUACGAGACACCUACUGCAGCUAUCCUUCUUCCUUGCCGACAUUUUUGUUUGUGUAAACCAUGUUCAUUAGCCUGUUCAGAGUGCCCAAUUUGCCGAACAAAUAUAGCAGAUAGAAUUUUCGCAUUCACUUCAUGACAAUCCAUAUAAUACCCUUGAAUUUGGAGGCAGUAAAUACCAACUGGGCGUUCUACAAUUUUUUACAUGUUGCUGAUUUUCCGAGCCUUGGCUGGUGCAAAUUCUUUGAUUAGUUAGCCUGUAUGUAAUCCCCCAGGUAUAUUAUUUUUCUUUUUUUGGUCCCUCGAUUUUUCCCUUUUCCCUUUUUCCGUUAAUGAAGGGUUGUAUAAAAUAAGAACAUAAAACCGAAAGGCGAAGAAUGGGGUGAGGGGAGGGAGACAUGAAAUAGUAAGCAGAUUGCUGCAUGUUGGUUGUUUUUAAGGAUGCAGCAGUACUGUGAAUUGUGAUGUAUACCUUGUUUAUUAUUAUUAUUAUUAUUGUUGUAUAGAAACAUCAGCGUAAGCAUUUAAAGAGGAGAAAAUAUGAUCUAUUUCAGACAUUUCUUGCA
Messenger RNA from Amaranthus tricolor (Joseph's coat), 4057 nucleotides. RefSeq names its product kinesin-like protein KIN-7D, mitochondrial. Gene Ontology annotation, molecular function: microtubule binding; microtubule motor activity; ATP binding. The record is from RefSeq and is a predicted model, not a curated record. The coding region runs from base 460 to 3630 and encodes 1056 amino acids. Lineage: Eukaryota; Viridiplantae; Streptophyta; Magnoliopsida; Caryophyllales; Amaranthaceae. Gene Ontology annotation, biological process: microtubule-based movement. The transcript has 25 exons.